CGACCAAGGAGAAAAAAAAAAAGGCGCAGUCUGUACGCUUCCGUCGGGUCGGUGAGGGCCACUUCGAGCUGGACCUGCGGCACUGAAUCCAGCGGGCUGUGUGGACAAAUGGCCGCUGCAGGGAAGACGUACGGAAAUAGGCACAGACAGCAUAUGCGUAUCCACGCAUACACUGACCGGCCUGUGGCUCGUCCAGUCGCAGACGCAGCGGGCGCCGCGAGCGAGCCAACAGCGUUCGAGAUGUAGGGGGCCUGGGUCGUCGGCCAGCAGCAGCCGCAGCUCCCUCGGCCACUUGCAGCGACGGGACUGAUGGUCGGGCAGGGCAUGCGAAACACUUGAGAAGGAAGGGGACGGAAGGCGAGGGACACAUGCAGCCCAAUGUGUUCCUCGUGUGUGUUCAGGUCUAUUCCACAAACUUUUUUUUGGUAUUAUUAUUGCGCUGCCGAGGCGCAUGCUGCACUGCACGCACCUGGGCGGACAGAGACAUGGACGCGGGUGCACGCAGCGCAUACAGAAUACUUGCUGCUGCUGGCCUCAAACCCGUGGGCGAUGAUGUGUCCUCGGUGGACGUUGGGACGUGGCCUGUCCGUGACCAACAGUCGGGAAAGGGGAUCGAGGCCUUCCUUGUCGUGCAGCUCAGGGGACUCAUUUGAGCUCGUCGUGACAGCCGGGCCGGCUGUGCUAAGCCGAGCUGACAAGCGGUGUCUACUGCAGGAGAAGGAACGCGAGUUCUCUCUAGUGCAGAGCAGGGCAGGGCAUGCAGCCUAAAUGUGAAGGAAGGCAUCAUUACCAACCUCCUUCCCAGAAGCAAAAGCACGACUCACUGCAAAGGCGGCGACGGCCACACAGGCAGGCGCAGGAGAGGGCCACAGGGCCCAUAGUUUCGGUGGUCCAGUCUGAAGAAGCCUCCAUUGUCCGCUGUGAAACUGGUCGGAUCCAGCCGCCAUUGGGACAGCUCUGGCCGCCUCCCCAACCUACCAGCCCCUUCGCUCCAUCUUUUCUUUUUGUUCCGCUUGGCCUGCGAUAUUCCAUCGUCACUGCGCGUUAACCUGAGACUCGCUCACCAUUCAAUUGUAUUUUCGCCGCACAUCCACCGCGCGCGCCCAAGCCCUGCGACGGCCGUCUUCGAUUGGCGACCUGGGCGUUGGGGAAAUUAACGAAACGAAACAGCCCCGGCCUGUGGAAAUCAUUGUCGCUUGAUGCGCCACGGCCCAUCCACGGCCCAUCCAUCCAUUCCCCAGCCAGGCCCUGAUCCCGGUGCUCCCAAGUCCCAACCCAGCUGAGCGAGCAAACCCGGAUCGUGCCGCCCUGUGUCGCCUUGUCUCGUUGGCCCUCGAACUGGUCGCAGACAACGUGUGCACACACUGCCGCACAGAGUCGCUCGCCACCUGCGCGCUCCAUGUCUCAGACGGUUGCGUGAGCCAGGCCCUUUGAUCGCCUCUCUGCUGCCUGCGAAACGAAACCCGCUUUGAGCCCUUGUCGCGCUCCGAAUUGUGCUUUUUUUGCUGUCGAAUCAGCUUACUUUUAGUCUGCUCCUCGUCCAAACUUUUUUUUGCGACGUGAUAUCAUCCCAUAUCGCGCGCAGGGUUGUCCCGUCCGCCGCACUCCACCCGCCAGACCUAACCAUCUCAUGCCUGUCUGCCACACGAAUUUGCUUGACAAAGCUGGCCGCCAUGCGAGGAUCCUACCGUGCUUUAUAGGACCCGGUCGCGUCUAAACCUGAGAUACCACCCAGCAUCGCCUGCGGGGCGCGCGCCUGUUGAUUGCCAGGCCACGCGACCCUGACGCUUUCCAUGCUUGCCGUCGCUGCAGCCCAGCGCCCGUCUUGUCCUCCGCCUCUGCCUCCCGCCAUGACGGCCAGCGCCGAGUCAAGGGCGCCGCUGGCAGAUAUGCGGGCGGCCGAAGACGUCGAAUACAACUCACCGUCGAAUCCUCGUGUCCAGCCGCUGCUGUUUAAGAAGCGCAAGCUGUUGCCUCACCCGAGGCCCGACUCUUUUCCCUACCGCAAGGGCCCGUACAUCGCCGCGUCUGGCGGUGCUCCCCUCGCCGUUGCUCCUUUGCGCGAUGAGACCACCGCAGCAUCACGGACCUCGCGCUCGCAGUCGCCGCGCCCUCGGCCUGCGAUUCACCAACUGAGCCACCGGCCCAAGAGGGUAGGAACCGGCCCCGACAUGCCGCCGACACCUCCGGCGCACUCCCGAACAUCCUCCUCUAGCCACUCGGCAGUCCCUCCCAGUCCCACCGAAACCCCAGAGGCCAGCACCGAGCAGGUCCAGGCUCCGCCAGCACCUAGUCCGCCGAGAACCCCGACCACUCCAACAAACCAAAGGAGUCCGCCCACACCCGAGGUGACGCCUCCGCAACUUCGCGUCAGCAAGCGCCCUGGGCCUGUUCCUGUAAGGCGCCCGAGCGGGAACGACCGAAUCCUAUCGAGAAGCACCACGGCAUCGGGGCCGGAUUCAUUCAUGACGGCCAGGGAAACUAUGUCGUCGACUCCAGAGGAUGAUGAAGGAAAGUCGACGAUGCGGCCCAGGGCAUCAUCCAUCAGGACCUCUUCACAGAGCACUGUGCGCCAGGCAAGCGGGGUCAACGGCGACGAGGCGAACGUGGUCGAUGGCGACGAGGAAAUCAAGCCGAAGGAGAAAAAGAAGAAGCCAAAAACAAUCGGCCUCGGUUUGGGGCUGGAGUCUAGUCCAGAGUCGGAUGCGACAGCGACACCUCCCAGGUCCAAAGCCAGGUUUCUCAGCUUUGAUGGCGAAUGGGGCCCUGGAGAGAACGAGGUGGAAAAACAAUGGGAUGACAACCUGGGGAGGGACGUCACUGUCAGCAAACGGGUCCCAGUUGUGAAUGGCCAUACCCCGGAGAUCUGGGAGGAUAACACGGUGCUGCCCACGAGCGCCACCGAGGCAUUGCGCUCUAUGGGUCUUCCUGAACGAGCGCUUGCCUUCCCGUCACCCCUGGAGUCGCCCGCGCCAAAUCCUUUUGCGCGCGCCGUCCUCCCGCUUCAGGAUUCGCCCGAAAUCGCGGCCCGGCGCUUGUCAACAAUGUCUUGCUACUCUACAGCCUCCACAAACCCUGAUGGGACACCCAGAAGACAGAGGACGUUGCGUCACGUCAGGAAGGUAGACCUAUUACGCGAUUCCAUGUCUGAGCUGUCUCAGUCAAGCUCGGCGGAGACAACAUCGGUACAGCUGGACGAGGUCUCGAAACGACGACCCCCGCUCACCAACAUGCAUCUUUCGGAGAUGCGGCAUGCGAGCUACAUUUCCACGAGCACCACCAACUCCAUCUCGAGUCGCAAGGCUCGGAGAGACGUUUGCAAGAACGGCGGCAUCCCCAUCGUCAUCGUGCCCGAACGCCGGUCGUCGCUCAAGUCCAAUAGCAGGACACCGUCUCUUCGCUCGACGCGAAGCAGCAGGCGAAGCCAAAGCGUAGGAUCUGCCCCGCUGCUCUCACAACUACCCAAAGGCAAGGACCUGGCCCCAUACUUUGAUCGGCCGUCGCGCCGCAGCAGGGCCCUGUCUGAGUCGGACGGGUCGCUGCCGGGCGAUCAGCGGACUAUAGACUACCCUCCCAUCGUCCCACGGCGGACGUCGUCACUCUCGGCCCCGACCAGCCGGAACACAUCAAGAGCGGGGUCUCUGACGGCGGAUAGCUUGAGGGAUCUGCAAGCACUCCAGACACAGGCCCAGACGCAACCACCGAGGCAGAGGCCACAGGAACCGAAGAGAAAAGCGCCAUCGCCACCUGGCCAACCCACGGACCGAGCCGGUCCUCCUGCCGAAACGCCCGCCAAAUCAGUCACGCCCAAGGUCGAAGUAGCCCGUGAUCCUGCUCCUAUCGGCCCCGAGGUCAGGAUCGAGCCAGCACCGUCUGUAGAUUCAGUGGACGAAGGGGCAAGGUUGCACCCUAUGCACAAAGUCAGCGUUGACCACCACGGCGAUCCGCUCUUUGGCAGGCGGCUGUCGGCCCAGCAAACGCCCUUUUCCCAGCACUCGGUCGAGACGAACGCGACGUCGCACGCCGAGGUUUCGGAGGCGAUGGCGGUCAACAUUUAUCCACACCAAAACACGUCUGUUUUGAUGGUGGAUCAUUCCAAUAAGCCGAGCCUGAGCUCGUCGAGCACCUCCAGCACCGCCAAGGAGAUGCAGCCACGGGAGUUUAUGGCUUUUGACGAGGCUCCUGGGCCGCCGGCCAAGGUUGCUCCGGCCAUGACUGGCAGACCUACCAUCAGAACAGUCGACAUGGAUGCAGCUGCGGUGCCUGCCACGCCGCCUCAGCCCACCUUCUCGAUGGACGAUGUCGACUCCCCGCUUCGUAACCCACGGGCUCCCCCUCAACCGCCCAGCCGGCUACAGCCUCCCGCUAUAGAGUUUAUCCCUGCUACACCGUCAGGCCUCACACCGGCCCAGGAAAAGCAAGCGCAGCUAGGCAACUUCUAUGAGGCGCUCAUUGAGCGUCCGCCUGCAAGACGCAUGUCGCUUGUGAAGAGAGCCUUGAGUCUGCGGCAGUCACCUUCGCACGGCCCAACACCUCCCCGCAGCUCAAGCUCCGGCUUCAUCUCUCGCGCCUUGUCGCUCUCCCGAGGCUCUAGUCUGCGGAGGGAGAACUCGCGCCAAAGGGCCGCGUCUACUGGGAGGGGCAAGUCAUGCACCACAAUGGGGCCGGACGACGAACCGGCCGACGAGACCAGGCUACACCCUUUCUGGCGCCCGAGCUACGCUCCCGACUCGGACAGCGAGUCGGACUCUGACGGCGGAGUCGACCUAGACGAUCGGACGUACCGCUACCCGCCCAUCGACAACCGACCGCGGCCGCCGCGUCGGAGUCUCAGCCAGCGGAUGAAGCACACCUUUGCCAUCCUGCCCAUCCGAGACGAUUAUGACCACCACGACGGAUUCCCCGCCGGUGGGCCGCCGGACUCUCCGAUCCGCCGUACUGUUCGGCGUACGCCCAGUGGCAACCUGCGCGUGGUUGGACGCCGGGCGAGCCACGAUUCCGUGCGGCGUGCCCGGACCCCGCGCCAGGAGCAGCGGCAGCUGAAUACACGUAGCGGGGACCGGCCGUCAACGGCGCCCGACGACGGAUCCGGACAGCCGACCCGUCGGAGGCGCAAUGUGGAGCCCGUGGGCGGCGGCGACGGCACCACGCCGCCGCGGAGGCGGAGCCUGCUCCUGUUUGGCGGCACUAGCAGCGGCGGCCUGGCGGGCAGGCUGGACGGCUACAGCCUGCAGGAUCUCCCCCGCCGGCUGAGCGAGCGUCGGCGCGAGAAGAGGAGCCGCGAGUUGCGUCAGAAGAUCAGCUCGCCCCGCGAGGUCCGCGACGGCGUUCACGACGUUGUCCGCCGCAACAACUACCGCGACGCCUGUACGCAAGCCCAGCCUCGGGUCCAAGAGGCUUCUGCGCCCGAGCCCCACCGUCGCUACACUCGUUACCAUGAUGGCCGAUGAGCGAGCACUAACGGGCGGAUUCUUUUCCCCCUCUCUCCUCCCCAUCUUCGAUUCGCUCCACGGGCAAGAUCGAAUUUCCAUAUUUACCAUAAUUGCUUGGUGUUUUUUGUUUUUGCGGUUAAAUGUUAGCGUUGAUGUACCAUUCGUUUCUCACGCAUAUAUGAAGAAGCUACGAGCCCCACGAUUUCCAAGAAGCAAUCAAGAUUAAAGCACAUAUUUCACAGAAGAUAGCAAGGGUUUUGACGCCACUUUCAGUUCACGGUUGGUUCAGGGCGUAUGUAUGUGUAUCUCCUCGGGGGCCAGCCCGUCGCGGUUGUCCGUGAUUGAUGUUUUGUACACUUUUCUGUGCUGUCACAUUGCUUGUCACCAUAUCAUAUGCUUGGGUUCGGACACACUAGAGGAGGAUAUACUUUGAAUGAGCGCUCAAUUUCAGCUGCUUGCCGCUAUACUGAACAUUGGAGAUUUUCUGAUUGCAGACAUGCGUGUGGUCUCGCCUUUGAUUACUGUCCCACCGCAGCACUCGUCUAUGUCCUGCGUAAUGUUGAUGACGCUACAGCGAUCCCAUGUCGUCUUGGCCAC
Gaeumannomyces tritici R3-111a-1 is the source of this 6029-nucleotide messenger RNA. RefSeq lists its product as hypothetical. NCBI's taxonomy places the organism in Eukaryota, Fungi, Ascomycota, Sordariomycetes, Magnaporthales, Magnaporthaceae. The record is from RefSeq and is a predicted model, not a curated record. The transcript has a single exon. The coding region runs from base 1794 to 5450 and encodes 1218 amino acids.